AUGGCAGCAUGCGCAGGCUGGGUGGAGGUAGAUGUGGCGUUGGGCAAGGCCAAUGUAGGAGUGGGAGAGGUAGGAGGGUCGAGAGAAGUAGUUGGGUCUAGGUCUGGACAUGGGCUUGGGUCUGGACAUGGACCUGGAGAGUUGGUGAGGCUGGGACUGGGUGCAGAGAGUGGGCCGGGAGAGAUGGUGGAAUCUGGAAGGGUAGAUGGACCAGGUAGGGGACACGGGCCUGGUUGGGGGCACAUGCCUUGUGAUGGGCUAGGGCCUAGUGAUGGGCUAAGGCCUGGUGAUGGUCUUGGGAUAGGAGACAAUGCUGUAGGGGGAGUCGGGCCCGAACUAGUGGGUGUUGGGGCCAGUAGGGGGCGUGAGUUGGAAGAUAUGGAUGGUGUGGUUGGAUUUGGCGGAGCAGGUAGUAGACCCAAGGGCAGUAUGUCAAGCUCAACUGUAGUAGGAGGGAUGACAACCUGUGAAGACUGA
Prunus avium (sweet cherry) is the source of this 477-nucleotide messenger RNA. Lineage: Eukaryota; Viridiplantae; Streptophyta; Magnoliopsida; Rosales; Rosaceae. The record is from RefSeq and is a predicted model, not a curated record.